Messenger RNA from Gadus chalcogrammus (walleye pollock), 1034 nucleotides. It is a transcript of the gene pou2af2b, whose product is annotated as POU class 2 homeobox associating factor 2. NCBI's taxonomy places the organism in Eukaryota, Metazoa, Chordata, Actinopteri, Gadiformes, Gadidae. The coding region runs from base 99 to 1034 and encodes 311 amino acids. Gene Ontology annotation, molecular function: POU domain binding; DNA binding. The transcript is spliced from 5 exons. The record is from RefSeq and is a predicted model, not a curated record.
UGAGCACAGGGAUUAGGCCACUACUAUAGAAGACAACCACCUCCACCAGGGACAUCGCAAAGGGACUCAGGCUGGAAUACCCCUCCACCAACGGCAGCAUGGACACAGAGUAUUCUAAGCGAGUUUACCAGGGGGUCCGCGUCAAGCACACCGUGAAGGACCUGCUGGCGGAGAAGCGCUCCCGCCAAACCAGCGGACCCCGAUAUAGUGGAGGAGCAUCCACACCUCCAUCCUUUGUACAAAUGCCAGGCUCCCACAUGAUUCCCGGGUACUACGGCAUGCGGCGGCCCUACAUCUCCGACUCCGACUACUGCCCCUCGUCCGCCAAGCAGUUCUCGACGGAGCUGUAUGGGCCGGCGCUGGGCUCCAAGGCGCUGGAGCCCUCCUCGGUCGGCGGCUACUCCUCCUUCAUCGACUGCUACUGCCCCGAGACCUUCGGGGACUACCGCAGCGCCACCGCCGCCUUCUCCACCUCGGCGGGCACCUCCAUCUUCCCCCCCACCGCGCUGACCUCCCUGCUGCCGCCCUUCGGGGGCGACGGAUCCCACCUCUUUCUGAGGGAGUCCUGGGACCAGUCGGUUCCGGAGCCCCUGUCCCAGGUGGGGGAUGGCCUGUGUCCCGACGGCCUGGGCAGUGUGGUGGGCGUGGCAUCCGCCUCCAUCACCAGCCCGGAGCCCGAGGGCAGCCCGUCCCACCAGCAGCAGUACCGCUCCCCCAGCCACAGCUCCUCCACCAUGGGCCCGUCCUCCUCCUCCACGGGCCCCUCGGGCCAGCCCUACGCCCUGCACACGCUGGAGGACGUCCACUACCACCCCCUUUCCAGCAGCUCCUACCCGCCUUCCUCGCCCUCCUUCUGCUCCCCAUACAUGUCCGGCACCGUGGGGGACCUGGCCCCUAAGAUGGCCCCCCUGGCGCCGGAGGAAGCUGAGAGCCAAAGGGGCCUCUCCUCCCACAGCGAUGCUCAUCACCCCUCCUGGGCGAAAGAGGAUGCUGGGAGCUCCUGGUCGUCCUAUGAGAUCAGGAGGUCCUACUAA